AUGUCUCAUCACCCUGGCACGCAGAGUCGGGCGGCGGGUCCGGUUGCGUACGUGACAGCGUACAACGCAGACCAGAGCGUCAAGGACGUCACGCGACGCUACGUCGCCAAGUGGCUUUCCUUUGAAAAUAAACUGCGAUGCGACAGCGCCUGGUGGCAAGAAGUGCUCGCCCCCUACGCCCCAACCUUCACUGCCCGGGAGAAGGCAGAGAACCUGCAGCUUGAGGAGACCCUCAGGCAACAGCCGCUGCCAAAGACUAUUGCUGAAUACAAAGACCAUCCAAUGUUCGCCCUGCAGCGCCACCUGCUGAAGUUUGAAGCAUUCUACCCUCCUAACCCCGACCCCGUGGGGUACGUUAGAGGUGAGGCCGUGUAUCCCCGUGAGUGCGUGUACACGCUGCACAGCCGCGACAUCUGGAAGAAAGACGGCAAGACGGUUAAAGUUGGUGAAGAGCCUUACAAGAUCGUCAAGGCAAGGCCUAAGUGGGACCGAGCGCUGUGCCAAGUGAUCAAAGACCUGCCGCUGGAGAUCUUUGGUCCGUGGCAAGUAGAGGACUACCAGCCACCCGUAGCCAAGGGAGGGCGGGUGCCACGUAACGAGUACGGCAACGUUGAGCUCUUCAAGAAGACCAUGCUGCCUGUGGGCACCGUGCACCUCGACGCCCGCUACGAAGACCUGAGCCGUGUGGCGCGUAAACUGAAAAUUGACUGCGCGCCAGCGAUGGUCGGCUUUGAUUACCACAAGGGCGGCACCCACCCCGUCUACGACGGCUACGUCGUCUGUCAGGAGUUCAAGGACGUACUCCUGGAUGCCUGGACGGAGGAGAUGCAGCUAAAGGCGAAGCGCGAGGAAGCCAAGCGUCUACGCCGCAUAUACGACAACUGGAAGCGACUCAUUCAAGGAAUUCUCAUAAAGAAUCACGUGCGGGAGAAGUAUGGCCAGGAUUCUGAUCACGAUGAACCUUCUUCAAGCAAAAAUUCGAAAUCAAAAUCAAAUGAAAAAUCUCUGAAGCCUCAAAAGAAGAUGAAGCAGACUGACAAAGUGGCUGUUAAGUCUGAAACUGAAGAAAAAGUUCGUCUUGGAAUUGAUAUGAGUAGUGACACUGUUGCUAUGGCGAAGAUGAGUUUCAAAGCCUCGCUCAGCAGCCGAGGGAUGGUCCUGCAGCCCAAGACGGCCGAGGACGAAGCGCUGGCGGCCAUUGAGGCCAAGCCAGAAGACCUCAUACUUGACAGUGACGAGGAGACCAAGGAAACUGAAGAAGAAAAGAAGGAAAAGUUGCGCAAGAUUUUAGCUUGGAAUUCCUCUAAACUGGGCUCGAUGGCCAACCUCAGCGACGACUCGGACGCAGACGAGAAUGUAGGGGAUGAGCCUGACUGUGGAGCUGAUAAAUUAUCUCGGGGCGAGUCAACGGAGAGCAGCGUCGCUUCAUCCCGGAAGGUGCUGACUUCUGAAUCAAGUGAUGAAAGUGACAGUCGUACCGCGAAAAAAACGCGUGUCUCUAGAACGAGUCAACAGGUUACAAAGAAAAAUCAACACUGCAAAAGACUUUCCUUAGCUGGCCGAAAUGCUUCUAAGUCAAAAGGACGAUCAACGAAAAGCAAGGAGAAUGUCGCUGCUAGUGAUGAAAGUAAUGGAAAGACGCUGGUCCCGACGCAUGAACGCAGACCAAAACGCCAAAGUACCACACGCAAAAACGUUGAUUAUAAAGAGAGCGAAGAAAGUGACAUAUCGCUUGAUGAGAGCGAUGUCGAGGAUAAGACUUACAAGCCAGAAUCUUUGUUUAAACCACGGCAAUCAAAUGUAGCUCUCAGUGAGGAGAGUGACUGAAGGAACUCUGUGAACUGUUUUUUUCUGCACUCGAGUUACGAUGGAAGAGGUAGCGUGGAUACGCUGGUUGAACACAUUGGAACUAUGCUUGAACUAGUAUAAGGUUGGCCCAUGUGAAGCUCAUUUUCGCGGA
This is a messenger RNA of Hyalella azteca, 1960 nucleotides long. Its product is annotated as DNA repair protein RAD4. Lineage: Eukaryota; Metazoa; Arthropoda; Malacostraca; Amphipoda; Hyalellidae. The coding region runs from base 1 to 1827 and encodes 608 amino acids. Gene Ontology annotation, cellular component: nucleus; nucleotide-excision repair factor 2 complex; cytoplasm. Gene Ontology annotation, molecular function: damaged DNA binding; single-stranded DNA binding. The transcript has 7 exons. The record is from RefSeq and is a predicted model, not a curated record. Gene Ontology annotation, biological process: nucleotide-excision repair; mismatch repair.